AUGCUGAGUGCCUUCGAGAAAGAUAUUGCCCUGAUGAACAAAGCCACCACAUUCCUCAAGCCUGAUGCCACUUACAAAGAGGCCUUCGUCGAGACGGGCCGGUCUGACGUGCUCGAGGAGCAGAGCCAGGGUGAGGGUGGUGUCUACGACGAGUUCAACGCGCCGCCAGUGCCCACGGGAGCGGGUCGUACGGAGGCGGAGUUCUUCGUCGACGGGAACCAUUCCAAGGUGUCUCUGAUGUCUCGUAUAGUACCCUCCCCGGACUGGUUCAUAGGCAUCGACAGUUUCGACCUGUGCGUAAAUGGGAAUUGGCUCGACAGCAUCACGAUAGAGGUGAAGGAAUACGAGCUGUCCGAAGUGUUCCACCACUCCGAAGAUGACAGACAGUACGAGGUGCUCAAGAUGGAUCACCAGAACGCCAUCGACGUCUUCAACGGCAACAACGACAUCCAGAAGGCCAUAGAGGAAGAGAGAGAGGAGCAAGAGGUGCAUGACAAAAGUUACAGACAGAGACCUAGGCCGAGGCCUCUGAAAAGCUUCACUUUCAAGUCCUGCGGCAUCGGCGAGAUGCAACGUCGCAGGGAGGUCGCCAAGCACGCGCGCAGAGGCGGCCGCUUGUGUCCCCCAUUGGUCGAGACGAAAUGGUGCGGGUCGGCGCGGUCGUGCAACAAGGAGUACUUCAAUUGGUAAUCGGCGUUGUCGGACCGGACGUCCUGUAUAAUACUCGCGGACGGUAAUUAUUGGUGACGCUAGCGCGACGAAGAACGCUUCGAUUGUCACCCGAGGAUCUAAUAAUUCGAUUGAACUCUCUUAGAUCACGACUGGAUAAAAAGAGAAGCAUUGAAAUCAACAUAAGUGUGAGACGCAGCAUUCUCGGUCACGUGAUGUCAAUGCGAUCAAAUUGAAUUAAUUAUUGACGUUCAGUUCCUUCACUGUGUCACACUUCUCUUACUUUUUUUACAUAAAUAAUGAGACCAUGUGUUGUUCAAAAUUGUUGAAUUUCUGAGCUCAUUUCAAACGUACUGACAUGGACGCCAUUUGGUGAUACGUCGAAUAAAUGGUGACGCCAGUUUUUAUGCUGUUUCGUUAUUGGUCAGAUAAUCUUCCAUUCGCACUCAUGAAGCAUGGUUGUCAAGUCACCAGUUAUAAUCAAGUUAUUGAAAAGGUGGAGCCCUAUCGUCGAAUAAUACUUCAUGAAAAUAAAAUAUUUCAUUUGACCUAAUAACAGGAAGCGAUGGUAUUAUUGUUAUUAUAGCGUGUUUCACUCACCGAUUCACAGCACAGAGCAGUGGAACAGAAAUAGAGAGUUGGUGCGACCUUCUUGUCAUC
This is a messenger RNA of Phaedon cochleariae (mustard beetle), 1329 nucleotides long. Lineage: Eukaryota; Metazoa; Arthropoda; Insecta; Coleoptera; Chrysomelidae. The record is from the annotation of a GenBank genome assembly.